Rubroshorea leprosula is the source of this 1661-nucleotide messenger RNA. The record is from the annotation of a GenBank genome assembly. NCBI's taxonomy places the organism in Eukaryota, Viridiplantae, Streptophyta, Magnoliopsida, Malvales, Dipterocarpaceae.
CCCACUUCCCACUUCCCACUUCCCACUUCCGUUUCUCUUUUCCUCUCCCCCUGGAGGGAAUCAAUCAAAGCUACGAAGAGAAUCGGAGCGUUUGGGAACACUAGAUCUGAUUGCUCUGAGGUAGCACAUCUAAAGUAGGAUUGAAAAUCCUAGCAUUAUGAAACUCCCAUCUGAUUAACAUUUUAUUUCUAAGUAAGUAAGUGUUUGUUUUAUUACAAAUACAAUCCAACUUCCAAUCUGUUCACUGUCAUGAAAUUUAAUGUUAAAUUGUUAAUACAAGAACUUCUUUUUCCUUUUUUAUGGCCCUAGCAUCCAUCUUUGUCUUCCAUGACUUGCUAUACCAUAAAAGCUUAUGGUCUUUUUCCUUGGUGAAGAAGGUUAACCGUAUGCAACAUGAACUGGUUAAUUCAUGCAUGCUAAUACUUAUCUAAGUUUGUUUUUGGACUUUCACAUUCUAUAGCAUCUACAAUUAUAUGGCAUCUAUUCUUCAGUUCUCUUUUGGGUCAUGUUGCAAUUUUCUUGUGGUGAUAGCAGAAUUUUCUUUUUAGCAAAACAUGGAAGUUAUUUUUCUGUGGUUGGUAUUUCCUGGGUGACAUUAUUGUCUCAGCUCUUAAUGAGAAUUUGUUUCAGUUUUAUGAAUUCUACAAUAUCAUAGCAAAAGGUGCCUCAAUUGAUUAUUAGAGAAUGCCGGAUGAUAUGUCAAGCUUUUGGGGUCCAGUCACAUCUGCUGACUGGUGUGAGAAAAACUAUGUUUAUUCAUCUUAUAUCGCUGAGUUCUUCAACACGAUAUCAAACAUCCCGGGCAUUCUUUUGGCACUAAUUGGUCUGAUAAAUGCCUUGAGGCAACGGUUUGAGAAGAGGUUUAGCAUCCUUCACGUAUCUAAUAUGACACUUGCCAUUGGGAGCAUGCUAUACCAUGCCACACUACAACGCAUGCAACAGCAAGGGGAUGAAACACCAAUGGUAUGGGAAAUGCUCCUAUACAUCUACAUCCUCUACUCACCUGAUUGGCACUAUCGCAGUACAAUGCCCACCUUCCUGUUCUUUUACGGGGCUGGAUUUGCAGUGGUACAUGCAGUGGUUCGCUUUGGAAUUGGCUUCAAAAUACAUUACAUUGUUCUUUCUCUUCUAUGCAUCCCUAGGAUGUACAAGUACUACAUCCACACAACUGAUGUCUCCGCAAAGCGGCUUGCAAAGCUAUAUCUGGUGACCAUAUCCCUGGGGAGUUUGUGUUGGCUUUUUGACCGCUUCCUUUGUGAGGAUAUAUCUCGCUGGUACUUCAAUCCUCAAGGUCAUGCUUUGUGGCACGUUUUUAUGGGUUUCAAUUCAUACUUUGCAAACACAUUCCUGAUGUUUUGUCGCGCUCAGCAGCGAGGAUGGAAUCCAAAAGUUGCACACUUCCUGGGCUUUUUCCCUUAUGUCAAGAUUCACAAACCAAAGAGCCAGUGAAAGAGCCUAAAGUAGUAAAGUGUACUCUCUCUCUCUCUCUCUAUCUCUCUCAUAUUUUGGCAGGUCAGACGCCUGGCAAUCACAUUCUUUUUUGCCUUGAUUUUUAAAUGGAUGUAAAUGAUAAUUUGGUUAUUAUUAUUAUUUUUUACCAUAACACUAGUAAGGUUUUUUUUUCUUUUUCUUUUUUUUUUUAAGAAAAAGAAAAAGAAAAU